GCCUGGGUGUGUGUGCGCAUGUGCGAGUGUGUGCGCGUGCACACGUGCAUGCGUAUGAAAGAGAGACACAGGGUGGAGAGUGACUGGAGAUGAGAGACAGUGGGUCUCUCCCUAAUGCCAGACGCCCUGACUGUGGAUUCCACGUCCACUCUCCUCUAGACCCACUCCCCGCAGCCACCCCUGCCACGUGCCCCCCGUAGCUUUCCACCAGCCUGUCUGUGCGUCCACUGCAGCCACAGCAAGUAGAAAAGUGGCAGCCUUGGCCCUCACCCCUUACCCUUCUGUGACCCCCCCCCCCACAUUGCCUCUCCUUGGCGAUGCGCCCACAGGUGGGGGGGACCUUGCGCCGGUGAGUUGCUGACACACCCACUCACCAGCUCUGCCCAGUGUCCCGGAGUCGUGCCUUCCCUGCCGCAGCCCCCCACCUCCUCCCCACCCACCUGGGGUUCUGCUCAGCUCCCCCACGCCAGGUCCCAGACCCCAGCUUCCCCGGCAGCUCGCAGGACACGUUCAGCCACUUCCUGGAUGGAGGGACAAGGAUGGCUUGAGCAAGGUGCACUGGGUCUUGUGCCGGUCUCCGCAGCCUGCCCAGCCUCCCUGGCCACCGCCUGGGAGCGGCUGCCACCCACGGGCGCUGGCCGGGACCUCUGGAGCCAGACCUUGGCAGCUGCACUGUGCCCUCCACAGAGCCUCGGACCCGGAGUAUGCCUGCGCCCCCAUGGCACUCAGCCCAGAUGCUGCACCAUCCAGGUCAGUUCCCGCCUGCCCCACGGUGCCCCACCCGCUUCUCACCCAGGUGACGCGCCUACCUGAGACUCAGAACCCAGAGGGGCAACGUUUGUCGUCGCGAUGCAUAGAACGCAUUGGCCUGGAGUGAAAAGUGCUAAAAGUGACAGGCUCGCUGAUGAAAGUCUGUUUUGUCCGAUUGGUUUGCCAGCGAGGUUGAGAGUGGAUGAGUCCAAUGAGCUCUGUGCUUUUGACAGAUAUAUAUCUACAUGUUACACAUCUAGUAUGCGAUACCCAGGAGGUUAUAUCAUUGCAACUCUGUAAGCUUGGCAUGAAAGCUUUGGUGCCAAUUUAAAAAGGGGCUGGGGGAAGGCGGGAUGGCUUUGCAAAAUUCCUUAAUGGUGUCUGCAAGCAAAAAUGUUUGCUGACCCCCAGUCUAGGGCAUCCACUGUUCCUCACUGGCAAGGCUGUCAGCUUGGUAGUUGCUCUCUGAGCUUUGCACACGAUGGGUAUUCUGUUAAUGCAAGUGGGCGGGGGUGUAGAGCAGGACGCCCAGGUCUUGAGCCUCAGAGAUUUCCACACCCAGUUCGUGGGGUCCUGGGUUCCUCCUCCACCCACCUCUAGUCUUUGGGGUCCAUCUCACGCAUGUCUGUCACUGUGGGCUCCAUCAUCCUGGCACCCAUCAUCACCACUUCACCAUACCCUGCAACUACCGGGUCCCGGGGCCUGGCCCAUCCUUCCCCGUGGGCUGGCCAUCUCGGGCUCCCAUCACCUCCACCUGGCCUCUGUCAUCCUGAGCGCAGCAUCUCACCUCUGUCACUGUGGACCUGGCCAUCACCCAUCCAUCCUCUGCCUCACCUCCAUCAUCCUCGCUUCGGGGCUCACUCUGGCCCCCAGGGCCUUGUACAUGGUAGGCUUUCAUUCAUUCGUUUGCACAUUCGGUGAAGGUCUACUGUGUGCCAGGCCCUGUGCCAGGCAGCAAGUAAAUGGACGUGGCCCGUGGGAGUGCACACCUCGGGGAGACGCACGAGAGCCGGCGGAUGGCACAGAGCCUGGGCCAGGGCGGCUUGGGGACGUGGUGCAGAGAAGGGCGGGUCUGACUGCAUGGCGGUGGGGACGUUCAGCCCAGGUCCUGCUGAGUGAGUUCUGCAAGGGGAGCCUACCUGUGCCCACUUUCUUCCCUGCUGGUGGCCGGCAUCUCAAAACUGGCACCAGGAGCCCAGGCCCUCCCAGCCUGCCUGCAGGGUCCUUGCUCCCAGGCCCCUGGCACAAGUCCAGCCCCUCUGGCAGCCUGGGCUCCUUGCACUGUGCACCCUGUUCUCUGACUCAGCCUCCUUGCUGUCCCCUUUGUUGGGGAUCACCCAGUCCUGCCCAGAUCCUUCGAUGUUGGUCACAUAUUUCCACGUUUUAGAUGGUAAACUGAUGCUCAGACUGGGUCCCUGAGUGUCACAUGUCAGGACUUGGAGGGAGGGUUAAGGACUAAAUUUUGUGCUCUUUCCACCAAAGUUGAAAUGAAUGAAAGAACGAAUGAAUGAACGAAUGAAUUGAUGACGUAAGAGAAAGGAGGUGGGUGGUGGGGAAGAUUGGACUUCUCAGCCUUGGAGUGGCUUCAAGGCAGAGUUAGACCACAUUGGAGGACGGGGGGUCACAAGGGGUCAGGGAGGGGCAGCCAAGUCUGUGAUGGAGGGUUAGGGUUAGGGUAAAACCAGACAAUGGUGGACAAGGCAGUGAAUUUCUUGUAAAGCAAAAUUUAUUUCAUUGUAAGAUUCUGAGCUGUGUCCUUGUAGUUUGGUCUGUUACAAUGCACUUCUGUUCUCUCACAUCAUGGUGGUCAAGGAUGGUUUGGUCUAUUGACUUGAAUGUCUUUGCUUGGCCAGGUGGUGGUUGUCAGAUAUCCAUCUGGGCAUUUUCCAGGUCUUGAGGGUCAGAAACUGGGACCCUCUAGUGUCCACCAGGACCCUGUGGAUGUGCUGGGGGAGGGGCACCGGCUUGUGGGGAGUGAUGGCGGAUGUCUUCAAGGUCCUCUGCAAGUCCUGGAGUGGACUCAGUUUUAGGGGACCUUGGGUGUCAGUCAUCAGAUGUUUUAGGUUUGGUUAUUUGGAGUUCUCCCCUUGGAGAAGGAACUUCUGUAACGUUGACGAUCCUUAAAUUGCCUGUUAGACUCUGAAUCUGAACCAGAAUUGGUGUGGCAUGUGCAUACUGCCUGGGGGUCUGUAGGUAUGAGGUGGUCCCAUGGGUUUCCGCUUUGACCUGAGAAUGUCCAUCAUCUCGCAGGGUGGGGCUGCACUUCAUGGCAGUUGGAGGCUGAAAAGCACUGCUAGGUUCAUGCAACAGCUAUGCCUAUCCCCACUCAGGUGUCACACAGACCCCCUCCUGCACUCAGGUGUCACACAGACACCCUCCUACACACAUGUG
This is a messenger RNA of Delphinapterus leucas (beluga whale), 3141 nucleotides long. The record is from RefSeq and is a predicted model, not a curated record. NCBI's taxonomy places the organism in Eukaryota, Metazoa, Chordata, Mammalia, Artiodactyla, Monodontidae.